UCCCCUUCUCUCUCUCUCUCUCUCUCUCUAUAGUCUCAAUUCAUACUCUAAAAAACGCCAUUUUCUCUUCUAUAUUUUCUCUCUCUAAUGGAGUCGACCAAGUCGACGACGACCAUGACCUGUCAACUUUAGCAGGAGAGUCUCAUAUAUUCAUUCAAAUCUUCAAACAUUUUUAGAGAUUCCUUUUUUUUUUGUGGAAAUUUUUGGAUCUUUGAAAAAGCAAUGGGAGAAGAAGAUAAAGGAGAAAUAGUUCAAAAGCUGAUUGAAACAGUGAAUGAAAUAUCGAGCAUUAAUGAGUUCAGAAAUUCAGUGAAGAAGCAGUAUUGUAAUUUAGCUAGGAGGCUUAAGUUGUUGACUCCUAUGUUCGAAGAGAUUCGUGAUUGUAAAGAGCCACUCCCUGUUGACUCAUUAAAAGCUUUGGUUUCUUUAAAAUUAGCUCUUCAAUCUGCUAAAGAUGUCCUCAAAUUCGGUAGCGAAGGUAGCAAAAUUUAUCUGGUGCUAGAAAGGGAGCAGAUCAUGAGUAAAUUUCAAGAGGUGACAUCUCAGCUUGAACAAGCUUUAAGUGGAAUUUAUUACGAAAAGCUUGACAUAUCCGACGAAGUUAAAGAACAGGUUGAACUUGUCCUUUCUCAGUUCCGAAGAGCCAAAGGAAGGAUUGAAACACCUGAUGUUGAACUACAUGAAGAUUUGUUUUCUCUUUAUAGCAAGUGUAAUGAUGCUGUGGUAGAUCACGCUGUCCUAAGGCGGUUAGUUGAUAAGCUACAGCUGACUGAAUUAGAUGACCUUAAACAAGAAUCACUAGCUUUGCAUGAAAUGGUAACUGCCACAGAUGGGGAUCCCGAGGAGAGAAUAGAGAAGAUGUCAAUGCUACUGAAGAAAAUUAAGGACUUCGUACUGACUGAGAACCCAAACAUUGAUUCUUCUGCAAGGGAAAAGUCUUCAACUUCUUGUGGACAAGCAUCUGCAGACGAGAGCCAGAAGGCCCCAGUUAUACCGGAUGAUUUUCGUUGCCCUAUAUCCCUGGAGUUGAUGAGAGAUCCAGUCAUUGUUUCAACUGGGCAGACCUAUGAACGUUCUUGUAUUGAGAAGUGGCUGGAAGAUGGGCAUAGCACUUGUCCCAAGACCCAACAAGCCCUCACAAGCAAAGCUCUGACACCCAACUACGUGCUGCGUAGCCUUAUAGCACAGUGGUGUGAAGCAAAUGGGAUUGAACCACCCAAAAGACCAGGUAGUUCUCGACCCAAUAAAUCAGCAUCAGCAUGCACCCCUGCUGAGCGCUCGAAGAUUGAAAAUCUCCUGAGAAAGCUCAAAUCUGGCAGCCCUGAAGAGGAGCGCUCUGCUGCAGGUGAAAUCCGCCUUCUUGCUAAGCGUAAUGCUGAUAAUCGUGUUGCAAUAGCUGAAGCGGGUGCCAUUCCUCUGUUGGUCCACCUUCUCUCCACACCUGAUUCUCGAACCCAAGAGCAUGCUGUUACAGCACUUCUUAACCUUUCCAUAUGUGAGCAUAAUAAAGGAAAUAUCAUAACCUCCGGAGCAGUGCCUGGUAUUGUGCAUGUGCUCAAGAAGGGGAGCAUGGAAGCACGGGAAAAUGCAGCAGCCACCCUAUUCAGUCUUUCAGUUAUUGAUGAAAAUAAGGUCACCAUUGGUUCUUCUGGAGCAAUUCCUCCACUCGUGGCAUUAUUAAGUGAAGGUACCCAAAGGGGUAAGAAAGACGCUGCUACAGCGCUUUUCAAUCUGUGCAUUUAUCAAGGGAACAAGGGCAAGGCAAUAAGGUCUGGUGUUGUACCUACACUAAUGCGACUCCUCACGGAACCUCAAGGUGGUAUGGUUGAUGAAGCACUUGCUAUUUUAGCAAUCUUGUCGAGUCACCCAGAAGGGAAGGCAGCUAUUGGAGCUGCAGAAGCAGUUCCUGUUUUGGUGGAUGUGAUCUCAAGUGGUUCUCCAAGAAACAAAGAAAAUGCAGCUGCAGUUUUAGUACACCUAUGCUCCGGGGACCAACAUCAUCUAGUCGAAGCGCAGCAACUAGGUUUGAUGGGCCCCUUGAUGGAUUUAGUACAAAAUGGAACAGAAAGGGGUAGAAGGAAGGCAACCCAAUUGCUUGAAAGACUGAACAGAUAUGCUGAGCAGCAAAAAUCGCCCCAGGCGCAAGCCGAGCCUCAAAUUCAUCACCAGCUGUCGCGGUCACCACCCAUAUCGACUAAUACCAUUGACAGUUGACUGCUUACAACAACAACAACAACAUCUAAGCCACAACCCCAGACAAGUUGUGGUCGGCUAUAUGACAAUUGAAUGCUUAUUGUUCUUUUUUUUUUUUGUUCUAGUUUGUUUGGCUUUUCUUUCUUGGUUCUUUUACUAUAUAAGCAUUUGAUGACAUUUAGCAUGGCUUAGAGAAAGAAAAGGGUGGGGUGAGGGAAAGGUGGAAGAUCACCAGUCCCAUUCAUUAAGUUAUUUAUUUGAUUUUCUUGGGUUGAGGCUUGUACUCCCAUGAGAAUAAGCCAGGGAACGAGGGUAAGCCCAGAAAAAACACACAAGGAAAAAAUUGACAUGCAAAAAUGUCUGAUGUAUCAUUGUAACAGUUGUACAAGUGUUAUCUUCCUCAGUUUUUAUAGAAGGAGAUGCUUUCCAUUACAAAUUCC
Molecule: messenger RNA, 2633 nt
Organism: Nicotiana tabacum (common tobacco)
Lineage: Eukaryota; Viridiplantae; Streptophyta; Magnoliopsida; Solanales; Solanaceae
Product: U-box domain-containing protein 13
Biological process (GO): protein ubiquitination; cell surface receptor signaling pathway
Molecular function (GO): ubiquitin-protein transferase activity; protein binding
Source: RefSeq, a predicted model, not a curated record